Molecule: messenger RNA, 2810 nt
Organism: Antechinus flavipes (yellow-footed antechinus)
Lineage: Eukaryota; Metazoa; Chordata; Mammalia; Dasyuromorphia; Dasyuridae
Gene: SLC39A8
Product: solute carrier family 39 member 8
Exons: 8
Coding region: 10-1404 (464 amino acids)
Biological process (GO): intracellular zinc ion homeostasis; zinc ion import across plasma membrane
Cellular component (GO): membrane
Molecular function (GO): zinc ion transmembrane transporter activity
Source: RefSeq, a predicted model, not a curated record
CGGUUUGCCAUGGGGGGCUCGGCCGGAGCCGUGGCGGGGCUGCUUCUCCUAGCAGCGGUGGGAGGCAUCGGGGGAGCUGUCGGCUCCAGCUUAGCCUUCACUGAUGAUCUGCUGACCGUGUUCGGGGAGAACCGGAGCCUAUCAACGGCUCAAGUGGGUCACCUGCUGGAUGAUCUAGGGGGUGCGUCGCGGCCGGAGUUUGAGAAGCUACAACAUUUCUCUUUGCACCAUAACCAGUGUUUGUCUGCUGAAGAGAUCUUUUCCAAACAUGGGCUUUCCAGUGAUAUGAAGAUCACCAGUUCUAACUUUUCACUAAUAUGUCCAGCAGUCUUACAGCAGUUGAUGUUUCAUCCUUGUGAGCACCAUCCAGAGCACAAAUCCAAACCGUCGUCUUUAGAAAUGUGGGGAUUUGGAUUUCUUUCGGUGACCAUCAUUAACCUGGCAUCUCUCCUGGGACUGGCUUUAAGUCCAUUGCUAAAGAAGCCAUAUUUCCCCAGGAUUUUGACUUAUUUUGUGGGACUGGCCAUCGGGACUCUCUUUUCAAAUUCAAUCUUCCAGCUUAUUCCAGAGGCGUUUGGUUUUGAUCCCAAAGUUAAUAACUACGUUGAAAAAGCAGCUGCUGUGUUUGGUGGAUUCUAUAUUCUCUUCUUUGUUGAACGAAUACUUAAGAUGGUAUUGAAGACUUAUGGGCAGAAUGCUCAUACUCACUUUAGAAGUGAGGACUUAUUUACUUCGGAAGGAAAAGAAAACCCGCCAGCCCCUAAACUGCCUGCCAUCAGUGAAGUCAAAUGUUAUACCAACCCUGCAGUAACCCACCCUAAUGGAAUCAAUUUUGAUAAUGCCAGUGUGGUUUCUAUUCAGGAUGGGAAAAGGGAACCAAGUUCAUGUAUCUGUUUCAAUGGACCCAAGCUGUCAGAAAUAGGCACUGUUGCUUGGAUGAUAACCAUCAGUGAUGCUGUCCACAACUUUAUUGAUGGUCUGGCCAUUGGUGCUUCAUGCACCCUUUCACUUCUUCAGGGACUUAGCACUUCUAUAGCAAUCCUAUGUGAGGAGUUUCCUCAUGAGUUAGGGGAUUUUGUGAUCCUACUCAAUGCAGGAAUGAGUACUCGGCAAGCUUUAUUUUUCAAUUUUCUUUCAUCAUGCUCUUGCUAUGUCGGGCUAGUCUUUGGCAUUUUGGUGGGCAACAACUUUGCCCCAAAUGUUAUUUUUGCACUAGCUGGUGGCAUGUUCCUCUAUAUUUCUCUGGCAGACAUGUUCCCAGAGAUGAAUGAUAUGCUAAGAGGAAAAGUAACUGAAAGAAAAAAAGAUUUAACCUACUUCCUUAUUCAGAAUGCUGGUCUGCUAACGGGAUUCACAGCUAUACUUCUCAUUACCUUGUAUGCAGGAGAAAUUGAGUUGGAAUAAUCUGACUUUGAAGAUGGCAUAGCUAAUGAAAACAAUCAAUAAAAAAAAUGGAGAAUUCUUUUAGUCUACACAGGGCUUUCCGUUGAUCUACUGAGUUAAAAGAUAAUCUUGUUUUCUUUUGCAAGUCACAGAAAACCAGUUAUUGGUUCCAGACUUGCAAAAGAACUCAUCGACCAUAUGUUAGAAAAAUAAAUGCAGAAAAAUUUGAAACUUUUAAAAAAAUGAAUCCUAAAAAUUGUCUUCAUGCAAUUGGGAAAAAAUAAAAUACUUUAAAAAAACAAACAAAUCACAAAGUUGGAUUUCCUUUUCCCAUUAAAUGAAGCUUGCCAGUUGGUAAACAGUGGCAUAUUAUAUGUAACAGAGUAGCUGAGCCCUGUGCCUUCCAUAUGACUGGCAAAUUAUUACAGGUUUUCCAGGCUUUAAUUAUGCUGGGAUGGGAGCAAUGGGUCAAGUGGUUUCAGGGUAGGUUAUUUCUCAUUAAUUUGUUACAGUGAUUUCAUGGAUAAACCCAUCAAAACAUGGAAGAGAAUCAAAAAUUUCACAUAAGAAAUGCUGAGAUCUUAAUUAAGAAGAAACAAGAAAGAUAACCACUUUCAGCUUUUGAUCUGCUGUCUUUUUAUAUGUGACUCAAGGACUUUUAGAUUUAUUUUUGAAAGCCCAUUUUAAAAAUAGAAAAAAACAAUCUAGACAUUCUAAAAACCUUAAUUAAACCAUUUUGUGGAUAUUUUAGUUUUGGGCUUGUGAGGCCAGUAGAUUUUAUUCUAAAACUAGAAUUGCCUUUAAUGGCAUUUACAGAUUUUAUUGUGGCAUAUAUUUUUACUGAGUGGCAGAUCAACAUUCAUCUAAAUGGAUGUUCAUGAAAGAUAGUCAACUUUCAGACAGUUUUAAAGAAGGAUAAAUGUUGGUUCAGCAAGGUUUUUAUAAAUGCAUAAAAAACAGCUGGACUGUUUUAAGUAAAGGGUUAAUAGAGGUAUGUGGUCACUGUUUCCAUAUGGUCUUUGGAAAAUUGAUUUCUUUUUCCUUUUCAGUUUUAAGUACCUCAAUACAAAAUAACUCAGGUUAUUUUUCUAUAUUGUGACGUAACAGAUAUUAUACUGUCCAUUCAGUUAGUAGUUACAGCUAUUUGUGAAUUGGUCUAAAUGAUUUUAACUUUGUAUGUUGUAUAUGUGUGUAGGAUAAUUCACACUCCCAUGUCACCUUUAAAGAAAAGAUUAAAAGAGUCUUAAAAUGUAAAAAAUGGUCAUUAAUUCUUGAAAUCAAUGGUGAUCUUUUCCUUCCAAUUUUGUACAUUGUUUUUAUGCAGCAAUAAAAUGGACUUUAUGAACAUGUUUUGUUUUAUAUGUUACAUGACACAGAUUGUCAUUCAGUUUCUAGUCAAUCAAAUAAUAAACUUUUUUGAAACUAAA